Funneliformis caledonium is the source of this 441-nucleotide messenger RNA. The record is from the annotation of a GenBank genome assembly. Lineage: Eukaryota; Fungi; Glomeromycota; Glomeromycetes; Glomerales; Glomeraceae.
AUGAAUCGAAUUAUAACUUUCUUCUUUAUUUCCUUAAUCUUGGCAUCAUCAUUCGUCAAAUCAACUCCAUUGGAAUUGCGAAAGCGUCAAGAACCUUCUUCAAGCGACUAUAAAAUAUGCGAUGGAGACUACGCAAUAAGCCUAACUUCAAUGAAGAUAUCGCCAGAUCCUCUUGUCACGGGUCAAAAUAUCACCGUUAACAUGGUUGGUAAAACGGCCGCAGUUAUUGAAAAGGGUGCAAUUAUGAGAAUUUAUCAUGAUCCUAAAGGAAAUUUCGAGCAUGAAUUAGGUUUUUGUGAGAUAUUUGUCGAACCAAGCGGGUUCGCUUGCCCAGUUGAAAAAGGAAAUUUCGACUUUAAUGGAACCUGGCUUAUAGGGAAACACCCUGAUGAACCAAAGAAUACUGAAACUACAAUCUAUACGAGAGCCACCAGUAUGUAA